Messenger RNA from Bactrocera dorsalis (oriental fruit fly), 2030 nucleotides. It is a transcript of the gene fwe, whose product is annotated as calcium channel flower. The record is from RefSeq and is a predicted model, not a curated record. NCBI's taxonomy places the organism in Eukaryota, Metazoa, Arthropoda, Insecta, Diptera, Tephritidae. Gene Ontology annotation, cellular component: membrane. The transcript has 5 exons. Bases 166 to 759 code for a protein of 197 amino acids. Gene Ontology annotation, biological process: vesicle-mediated transport.
ACUCGUUACUUUUGUGACUGUUGGCAGAAGAAACAGAUUUUUGUUCAUCGUCUAGUAAAAAGUUUAUUGUAUUCGUAUGCAAUUACGAUAAGUGUAAUUUAAAAUAGAAGUGUAUGUUAAAUUUCAAUAGCCUUCAGAUAGUGUUUGACAUAUAAACCCAAAAAAAUGUCCUUUGCGGAGAAAAUCACAGGAUUGCUGGCGCGGCCGAAUCAAGCAGAACAAAUGGGCGGCAUAGAUGCGCCGUGGUACAUGAAGUAUGGUGGAAGAUUAUUGGGUAUUGUUGGCGCUUUCUUCUGCAUACUAUUUGGAUUAUGGAAUGUCGUCGGCAUUCUACUGCUCAACGUUUCCUGCCUCAUCUCGGGCAUCAUACAAAUGGUGGUCGGAUUUGUAGUGAUGGCACUGGAAGCGCCUUGUUGCUUUUUCUGUAUAGAAUAUGUAAACGAUAUUUCAAAUAAAGUAGAUGCACGUCCGUUAUGGAAUCGUGCCGCCUUCUAUUGCGCAAUUGCUAUACCUCCCAUCAUUUUGUGUCCAGGACUGGGUAGUAUUUUUGCAUGUGGUCUUGUAUUCGGAACUGGCGUGAUAUAUGGCCUCAUGGGAUUGGGCAAGAAGGCUUCCGCCGAUGAAAUGCGUCAAGCAGCUGUGAAUUCCGGCUUCGCGGGCACACCCACGGGCGCCGCAACGAACGAUCGCGCCAGCAUUGUGAAUAAUGCACAACCGUUCUCCUUCACAGGCGCCGUGGGCACAGACAGCAAUGUGUGAUAGCGUAGAAAUGACUGCAAAAUCAAGCAAACCAUUGGAAGCGUUGCACAGAGAAGAAGUUGACAAAUGCCAUUCAAAAAGAAAAACAGAACAACAGACAAAACCAGGCUGUCCUGCCGAUCAGCUGCCGUUCACUGCAUACUAUAUAUGUAUGUGCAUACGUGUGUACUAUUUAUAUAGUGCAAGUGCCUCUGAUAAGUUUAAUGACCCCAAAAUGUAAACGGUUGAAGUGCGAACUUGCAGUUGUAGUGCAAUUCGUAGUGACAUCCCUGGCGCAGAAAUAAUAUAUGCAACACGAGCGAAAGAUCUCUGUCAACUUCGUUAGACAACGCCUUCACUGGUUUUAAUAUUUAUUAACUUAUAGCUUGCUAAAAUGUUUCAUCAUAUACAUAUUAACUUUUCGGAUGGUUAAAGUAAUGAGAAUGGUUAAACUGGAUUCGUUGCUACUUUCCUAAAUAUAAAUGCAUACUUAAUUUCUAUUUGUAUAUAUCAUUUUUUGUUUAAAGUUAAUAAUCUGUUAAUUUGUCCAAUAAUCACACAAUCUCUUAUCCUAUUGUUCUCGUUACGACAUUUUUGCAUUCCAUUUGUGCAAGUGAAAUUUUCCUUAAGUUAAAUAGAUAUGAAGUUGGAAAAAAAUUUAAAAUUGUGACUAAACUUCUUAAAAUGUCUUUUAAAUUACAAUAUUAAUUAACAAAAGUGUUUUAUGAGCCGCCAUUUGGUUUUGAAAAUACUGGUACAUACAAUAGCGUGUAAAUUGACUUAAGUUACUAAAACAUUUAUGAAUAUUUCAUGUGUCUUCGUAGUAAAUUUUAUCAUCGUACUUUUCACGUUUCAUGCUAUCUUAAUAUUAUCAUAUUUUACGCGCAACAAUCUAGACAAAUAUUUUAGAAACUUGUGCGUUUGGUUCAGAAACAACUAUACAAAUAAGUAAAUGUUGAGCAAACUAAAUAAAUUGCAACCAUAGGCAAACUAAAAACAAAAACAAAAAAAGUCAGCGCAUCUAUGAAUUGUAUUACUUUAAUAUUAGUCAUAUAUAGUUAAAUAAAUGUAAUAUUUUAUUAAACAAGCAAAAAAAAAGUAAAAACAAAAAUAAAAUAAAAGUAAAAAACGGAAAUAAAACAAAUAUCCGUAUACAUACAUAUAAUAAUCAUUAUUAAAUAUACAUAUAUAAAUAUGAAUAGAGACAUAUUAAAGGUAUAAAUACUAUAAAACUAAAAUAUCUAAAACAAACCUGAAAUUAAAAAUUAAUAAAUUUGAAAUUAUAAAACGAA